UCACGCUGUUGUUUACAUUUAUUCAAUUUCUUUUAUUGCCAAAAUGGAUUUUAACACAUUGCUGCAGCGUGCCCAGAACCUGACAAAUGAGGCGAAAGCCGAGUAUGAGCUACCCCAGGUGGAGCGUACGCUCCAACAAGUGCUGCAGGCUACCACCCAGCUGCACUCGCGCGUCACUCAAUCCAGCAACAAAGAUAUACAAGCGCAUAUACUGCUCGGCUCCAAGGGCAUAGAUCUGCCCAAGCUGACCCAGAAGUUGGAGGCACUCAAUGCACGCAAAACCUUCGAGCCGGUCGAUGCGGUUGGGUCUGAUGUGUCGGACGUGUGCACGUUCCUGAAAAACGAGCGCGAGAACGCAAUUCUUUCUGUGAUUGAGGACACCAAUAAAAACAUAAGUGAAACGGUGAGCAAACAGAAGUGGGCCAACCUGAACAGCACUUGGAAUGAGGAGAAAUCCCGGCUGCUGGAUGCCCUGAUUGGGCCCUCGCAGAACUUUAUUGACCUGCAGCGCUUGCCAGAGCACAUCACCCUCGAUCCUAACCUACCGCCCAGCAGCUGCCUCAGCCAAAUGGAGCUUGUCUACGCCCAGGAGCUGCGUCACUAUAACGAACUGCUGCUGAAGGGCGCCCACCGACCAAAUCUUGUGCAGAAGUUCGCCCUGUUGGCCAGCAGCUUUGGCGAUGACCGGCUGACGGACAUGUGGUCAGCAUUGGCCUCAGUGACGCAAGUGAACGAGCCCAUCCGCAGUGACCCCAUAAAACUUCGCCAGCAGCGGCCCGAGUUCAUUAUUAACGCCAAAUCGUAUCUCGAAAGGCGCUACAAGCUGUACAUGUGCACCCUGGUGGGGGCCGCACACUCGAGCAAUAGCUAUCAACUGGUACGCGCAUACGUGACCAAUCGGUUCAGCGCCCAGCACACAAUUGGCUUAGUGGACACGUUGGACAACAAGCCACUGUGGCCCAUGGUCUACUAUGCAAUGCGCUGUGGAGCAGCAGCGGCGGCUGUGGAAUUCCUGCACGAAGCCGGCUCCAGUUACGAGGACUUUGCCCAGGUCAUAGCGGAUCGCAAUGCGGGCGCCGUCAAUUCGAGGACAGAGACACAGCUGAAGUUGCAGUACGCCAACAAGAUUAAGAACUCCACCGAUGCCUAUAAGAAGGCAGUGUACUGCUUCAUCCUGGGUUGCGAUCCCAACGAGUCGCACGGCGAGGUGGCCAAGACCAUCGACGACUAUUUAUGGAUUAAGCUGGCGAUGCUCCGUCCUGGGGAUGCCGGCGGCUAUGGCAGGCUCCAGUCGGAGAUCCUGGAAAAGUAUGGCGAAAAACAUUUCCAUGCCAGUAACCAAACGGACGUCUACUUUAAAACCCUGGUUCUGGUCGGCCUGUUUGAGGCCGCGAUUGAGUUCUUGGCCCGCAGUGGCCAUCGUGUCCACGGCGUCCACAUGGCCAUUGCCCUUCACGAGCUGGGAGUGCUGGGUGGAGCCCGCAGUGUCUCGCAACCAUUGCUGUCCAUCGACAUCGCUGACCCGCAGCCACUACGCCGCCUCAAUCUGACGAGAUUAGUCCGUCUGUAUGCAAAGCGUUUCGAGCGCACGGAUACGACAGAGGUGCUUAACUAUUACUUCGCGCUGCGUAGCUUGCGGGAUCCGAAGGGGCGAAAUAUGUUCCUGACAUGCGUCUGCGAUCUGGUGGUGUGCAGCGGCGUGCUGGAUACCAGCAUUUUCGACUUGAUUUUCGGACAGCGGAUGACUGAUAUGGACGAAGAGGUUCCAGGCGGAGUGUUUCGCCAGUUUGAUUGCCCGGAGUUUGACACGAACACCAUGGCCUCGCUAGUCGCAGAAGAGCUGGUAGCGCGAGGCAGCUUUGAAAUGGCUGUGCGACUUUACGAGUUGGCUGGCAACUACAACCUCGCGCUGAAGCACUUUAACAUAUUGCUGGCACAGGUUGUGCAGUUGUCGCCGCAGGAGGGAUCACAGCGGGCACGUCUUAGGGACGAGGCUCAUCGAUUUAGCAGACUUCUGGCAGCACGCCGUAUAGAAGUGGAGCCCAAAAUAAGGGGCAGCUUUGAACUGCUGCAGCUUCUGCUCGUCUUUUUCGACCUCCAUCAUGAGGGCAAUCUAGUCCAAGCUGUAGAGCAGCUGCAGCGCACGAAGCUGAUGCCGAACACCACUGAUGAUGUGGAUGGUUGCUUGACCAACAUCAAGAAACUCAGCGGGGAGGUCAUAAAGGUCAUUCCCGACGUGAUGGUGGCUGCCAUGGACAUCACACUCACCCAGUACAACCGGUUGAAGGCGCGAAUGUGUACGUCGGAUCAGCUGCAGUUCCAAAAGCUGCGAGUGCGAGCUAAAGCCCUUUCCAAUCUCGCCGCUAGCAUGCCUUUCCGCAUGCCCUAUGAAACCAACAAACGUCUAAUGCAGCUGGAGCUGAUGAUGAACUAGAAUAAAAUAAUGUUAUCCUCCACAGAA
Molecule: messenger RNA, 2461 nt
Organism: Drosophila subobscura
Lineage: Eukaryota; Metazoa; Arthropoda; Insecta; Diptera; Drosophilidae
Gene: Nup93-2
Product: nuclear pore complex protein Nup93-1
Exons: 4
Coding region: 44-2434 (796 amino acids)
Biological process (GO): poly(A)+ mRNA export from nucleus; protein import into nucleus
Cellular component (GO): nuclear pore
Molecular function (GO): structural constituent of nuclear pore
Source: RefSeq, a predicted model, not a curated record